This is a messenger RNA of Sphaeroforma arctica JP610, 261 nucleotides long. RefSeq lists its product as hypothetical. The transcript has a single exon. The coding region runs from base 1 to 261 and encodes 86 amino acids. The record is from RefSeq and is a predicted model, not a curated record. Lineage: Eukaryota; Ichthyosporea; Ichthyophonida.
AUGAAGAAGUUUUUGCUGGCUACAGAAAGAGAAUGUAAGCGACAAGACAGGAAUAUGGAGAAGGAGCAGAGGGAUGCGGACGCAGCACCAAAGCGGAAGGAUGCAGAACUGGCAAAAUUUACAAAGAAAGCUGCACCGAUUGUUCAAGCAGCAGCUAAGGUUUCAUUAACAGAGAAACAAGCCAAGAAAGUUGGCAAGUAUACUGAUGAUCUGUGUGUCUCUUGUCAGAGAUAUAGCUCGAGUAUGAAAGAAAAUUCAUAA